Molecule: messenger RNA, 2183 nt
Organism: Cucurbitaria berberidis CBS 394.84
Lineage: Eukaryota; Fungi; Ascomycota; Dothideomycetes; Pleosporales; Cucurbitariaceae
Exons: 3
Coding region: 5-1921 (638 amino acids)
Source: RefSeq, a predicted model, not a curated record
CGCCAUGCCUCCUUUCAAGGAUGACCAGAUAAUCAUCAUUGCGCCAGGCUCGGAAACGACCGUUGCGCAAUUAGGUCUGCCGGAGUCUUUCACGCCUGCCCGCGUGCGCGUGCGAUCGCGCAUGUUCCCAGCCGAAAAAGAAGGCGAAUACGAACCCUAUAAGAUACGAAGAAAGCAGGAUAAGCACGGGGCGACGACCAGCGAGCCGAAGGAUGGGGCGCAAGAGGAGAAGAAGUCAAAUGAGGACGAGGAUGAGGAAAUCGUAUGGGAAGAGGAUCGCGUGUCAGAAGAAGGCGCGAUAUGGCCCAUUCAAGAAGGCAGAAUCGUCGACUGGCCAUGCUUCUUUGCGCUGAUCACUCAUGUCUAUAACACGCUGAACCCGGUAUUUCACACGGCGAUCCUACUUGUAACGCAACCAGCUUGGACUCCUCGAGAGCAUGAGAAGUUGACGCAGUUCUUCUUCGAAAAGUUCAAAACUCCAGCUUUCGGGCUCAUGGAUGCAGCGCUAGCAACUUCAUGGGCGUAUGGCGUGCACACCGCGACGAUCGUGGAUGUGGGGAAAGAUAAGGCCGAUGUCACAGCUGUUAGUGCCUUCAUUCCGCAUACACAAGGCAGGGUCAUCUCGUUAUCCGGUUGUGGAGGCGAAGCGUUCACACAAGGGCUACUCUCGAAAUUGAAGUCAAAAGGUCUAAACAGAGACAUGUGCGAACAACUCAAGAGGUCGCCCAUCUGUGAGAUCCUACCGGUAGGAGUACCUGUACCAGGCUCAGGAGAAUCACCGGAACAUACCACCAUCUCCAACCCAGCGGCCGCUGCUUCCACUGGAGCACUGGCUUCUGGACCCGCAGCAGCCGCAGCGAUCGGAAACGCACCACGAGGUCCUGGCGUGGACACCGAAGUUGGUGAAGAUGCAGGUAUUGAUGAAAGUGAAGGUGUUUUGGAUGUCGCGAGCAUCGUGGCUGGUGGCAAGAUGACUGAGUAUCUCGCCAAAAAGGAGAGAGAGAAGCAGGACAAAGCCAACGCAAAGAAGAAGGGUGCUCCAGCUCCCGAAGCGAACAAACCUGUCAGAUUACCCAACUCAAGAAGAGAAAAGGCGACGUUCUUGUACGAGGAUCACGCAUUACUUGACAACUUGAAGAACAUGAACCUCAACACCCAGGAUAUGGCAGAUGCGAAAAGUGCCUUGGAUGAAGGUCCAAGUCGAAGGCAGCAUGAAAACGGAGAAAACGGCGAGCUGAACCCUGCGAACGAGGCGAAAGGAAUCGGGUCCAUCAGACGAGACAUUGAGGUCGGCAACGAGCGAUUCAUGGCUGGAAGCAACGGCACGUUGGAGAAGAUUGCAGACGCCGUGCACCGGACGAUAUCCGCGGUCGAUGAAGUUGCCCAACGUAGCGAGCUCUGGGAUUCCUUGAUUAUUUGUGGUAAUGGUUCAAAGCUGCGAGGCUUCAAGGAGGCCCUCCUCCAAUCAAUACAGUCCAAGUACCUCAUAUCGCCCUCCUCCGCGACGAUGUUCACCUCUGAGAUUCCAUCUAACAUCUCUACGCCUGCCGGUACUGGCGCAAACACGCCACAGCCCCAACUUGGACCUCAUGGCGGCUCACAGGUAAACCCCCUCCUCCUCGCAGCCACGACAGCGCAAACACCACACUUGAUGCCCCACGGGGGCAAUCAUUUGAUGCCUGGAAUGUCGCACAACACGCACUCGUCCCAUGGCCAGACCCCCACAUCGAUCAAAUUCGUCAAGCCACCAGAGUAUUUUCCUGAGUGGAAAGACGUGGGCUUUGACGAAUCGGCUUUCUUGGGUGCGCAGGUUGCGGCAAAAGUCAUAUUCGUUGUGGAUCAGGGUCAGAGCAAGGGAUACAUGACACGCCCAGACUACAACGACCAAGGACCGCAAGGCAUUCACGACUACAGUUUGUGAUUUUCCUAUUGGCAGUUAGGUCACCAAGACUUUGGCCGUUUGGCAUGUGUUUUUCGUCACGCAAACACAACUGAGUCUGGUACACCUAGUAGGCAUGGAGUUUGGAGGACGGUCAAAUGGAUAUCCCGGCGUUGCUCAAAAGAAAGCUUGACGAUCUUUGGAUGCUAGAACCUCUUGCCAGGUCGCAGUAGGCAACCGGCAAGCUGUGCAAUAUACUUUCUUUGCAAAAUAUGCUUAACCUCUGCCUCUAAUGACUCCGCCC